GGCAAUAAUUUAUCUUCCUGUGGAGUGGAAGAUUUUAUUUCCCGUGAUCACCAUUCGUCGACUCGCCUUCGCCGUAGCUCUAGCGCCAGAUAUUCCCGUCAAAAUAGUACCUUAACGACCGACACCCUAGAGCUUGAAGCAUGGUAUCCUGUUCACAUGGAAGGAGACAGACAGGCUUCGGCGCAAAGUCAAGAUUUUGAUCGGCAACUGCCUCUCGGUGAUCUCAUACUUCCUCCCCGUGUCACUUUGCAGAACCCUGCGUCGAACUUAUUCUAUCCAACUGAGGUUUCUCCUCUGAGCGAGGAAAGUCAUCCUCUUAGCUCCAAGAUAUUAGCACAAAUGUCCCAACUUGCCCAUCACUCGCUUGGAAGUAGCGGGAGCAAACGAAAUCGCAUCGGUAGCUGGGGUUUGAUCGCUAGUGGAGAAAGCAAACGGCCUUCGUUCCGUAAUGGAUUGGAGCUGCUCAUUGCUGUCAUCGGCUCUCCCGGAUGUGGUAAAUCCACCGUAAUCCACCAAGAUGCCAGCACGUACGGAUACUCCACGACCGAAAUUUGUAGCUUACCAUUUGGUAUACUAUAUCGCUACGACCGCCGGUUGGAAUGGCUUAGGCAAAGUGAAUCUUCAUUAAAUAUUCAUCUACUCAUCUACGAAAUGGAUAUCACUACAUUGGUUUCCGUUCCCCAAGUGGACGGAAUAUUUGUUUGUUAUGACGCAUCGGAUAAUUCUUCUUUCGAGCCUGUGGCGCGAUUUCUCCGGAUGUCCCACCCUUUCAGACUUCCCACAGUUGGACUGGCCUGCAAAUCCGAUCUAAAUACCACAGUCGACCCCCAAAUUGCCUCAGAACUUUUUCAAGGUUUUGAUUUAGGUCUCGUCGAAGUUUCAAUUGUACAAGAUGACGGGAAGACAAAGAUGGGGAAAUCAUUCAAUUGGAUAUUAAGAUCCAUUUUACUUACACGCAGCCUUCGACUCCCGACCUCACAGCCCGACCAGCGGAAUCCAGCAUCUCCUGAAUCUUUAGUAUCUCCUCUCCUUUUAGAUCAUCCAAAAAUGGUCACAGCACUUGAAAUUCCAGUGUAUUCCUUGCAUUCUUCUACAUCUCCGACGCGCACACCCCUGACCGCUGAUCUAAACCGUAACACAUCGACUAUUCAUCUCGAUCCACCAGAAAAGAAACAGUCUAAUCAAUGGAAUCUGACUGACUAUGACCAUGUGAACUAUAAAUCACCCCCCCCAAGUUUGGGAGCUCAGGUCGAUAAAAAAGAGAAGCUCAGUCGUCCUGUACAGUAUGCCACUCUGGAAGAGCUUCUCGACAAACUUCUUUUCCUGGCAGUCAGCGGGGAUGAUCCGACAUAUAUUUCGAAUUUCUUGCUUACCUACCGGCGGUUUGCAACUCCUCGUAGUGUACUGUUAGCGAUGCAAAAGCGUAUGCGCCAUCUUGAUACCUCACCUGGUGAUCCUAUGUUGGCAUGUUAUGCUCAAAUGAGAAUCUGUCACUUGCUUGAGUCUUGGAUGGAAACCUAUGCGCAUGACUUCGCAGUGCCAGGCGCUUCGGGUGCACUCAACGCACUAGUGAAGUCGAUCAUCGCCAAAACUUAUUUACUUCAUUAUGGCUCCGAUUUCCUCCCUUUUCUAGAGCAAGCUUCUAGUCUCGUGGAUAAGGAUGCUGCCUGGGCACAGAAAUGUGAGGUCCUAGCGGAAGAAAACGAUGAUCCCUAUAGCCCAUUCGGUGACGAAGACGAAUUCCUCAACAGUCAUGUUCGUUCGCCCAUCACCAGUUCUCCUUCACUCGUUCCUCUAUACGAUGACUCUAUAUUACCUUUUUACGCAGUCAGGGAACGUAAACUAAGUUUACCACUUAGUUCCCUCGUGCCGUCUAUCCCAUCCCCCACCAAUCACCCAGAUAGCCAGGAAAUGUCAACGAAACAGCUCCUCAAAGAGCUUCUGAAGAUAUCGUCGGAUAUACAGAACCUGGAUUCGGGAGAUAUUGCGCAGGAGAUAACAAGGGUGGAAGUAGUGGCUUUCAUGAGCAUCGAGCCAAGAGAUUGGCUUCACUAUACACUUGUUACAGGGAAAAAGAGCUCGGAUUCUGACACAAUUUCGCGAUUCAAUGCAAUAUCUAGCCAUCUCGCUGACUGGGUAGUGUCGCUUAUCCUUUGCCACGACAAACCAAGGCAUCGAGCCCGCCAGAUCGAGAAAUUUGUGGACAUAGCUCAUAAGUUGCGCGCUCUCAACAACUACUCGGCUCUGCGAGCUUUUGUGGCUGGUAUCAACAAUUCCACCUUUCAAGGAGAUGACACCAUGGAAGUUUUCAGGACUAAGGCCCCAGAACACUUCAAAAACCUCCUAUCGUGGGAUGUCUUACUACAGCACAGAGGGGCUCACCAAGCUUACAGGAUGGCUUUAAGGAACACGAAGGGUGCCUGCAUUCCUGCCUUAGAGGUUCAUAUGUCCGACCUCAUUCGCGCACAAGAAGGUAACCCUGAUUAUCAUCCAUCCGACCACGGUCAAAUACAUUGGGGCAAGUUCAAUAUGUUUGGAAAGUUCAUCCAAAGCACAGCCCAAUGUCAAGUGCAAUGUGAUACCUCCAGAGACUAUGAUUUUCCUGAGAGGCCUCGGAUAGGGACUCUAAUUUUUAAUGAAUUUCUUAUGCCGGAAGACGUGCAAAUGACGCGGAUGGCACCAUUGCCCAACUCGGACACCGAAGAGCUUCAUCGAUUCAACACAGCCCGCUCCAGUUCUCGUGAUCAUUCAACAUCUGCACAAAGGGACGCAGCAUUCAUACGCAGAAUUUUCCAAUGGUAACAACCGUGCUGAGAUUGAUUAACGUUUGCGAGAAUUCAUGAUGCGAGCGAGAUUCAUGAUAAGCAAGUAGAUUGUUGUAAGAAGUGUAUAUUUCUGGUUACCAUAGGGUACCAAGUCUGAAUUACAUAUCAUCAUAUUGAUGCGUUGAAACUAGGUUCUAUCAGUACUGUAAUAGAGAUAAAUAAGUUACUGU
Serpula lacrymans var. lacrymans S7.9 is the source of this 2995-nucleotide messenger RNA. RefSeq lists its product as uncharacterized. Gene Ontology annotation, cellular component: plasma membrane. The transcript has 13 exons. Gene Ontology annotation, biological process: positive regulation of GTPase activity; Ras protein signal transduction. Gene Ontology annotation, molecular function: guanyl-nucleotide exchange factor activity. NCBI's taxonomy places the organism in Eukaryota, Fungi, Basidiomycota, Agaricomycetes, Boletales, Serpulaceae. Bases 157 to 2802 code for a protein of 881 amino acids. The record is from RefSeq and is a predicted model, not a curated record.